AUGAUGCUGCAGAUACCCACGCCUCCUGCAUCGCGAUCGGGGUCGGAGGCUCCUGACGUGGAGGCGAAGCCCGCGGAGACCACUGGAGCUUCAUCGGAGUUGCUCCAGUCCCUGGAUGUUCUUCUGGAACAAUACCUGCACCUACUUGAUCGACAGCAGGAACUACAGUCUGGGCUUGCGAAACAGUUUUCCUCGGGAUUUCUUGCCCUCGCCCACGCAAACUACACCUGUCCUCCCGGUCGACGAUAUGGCGCUGACUACUACGACGAACGGAUGAAGGCAACCAGGAAGAUUUCGAUCCAAAACGGGCCAGAGGACGAAUCCACAGACUCGACAGAGUUGACAGAGACCAGCAACACGCAAUCGCACGAGACAGGGUACCUGUUCAACAUGGAAACCACUCCAAACCCCCAGCCCGAAGAGAAAGCCGAUGCAAACGAAGAAUCGCAGCCCAAAGACUCCGAAUCCAAGGAGACAACGCAACUCGACACGGACGCUACGGCCAAAAGUGAUUCGCCAGUUGAGGAUUCCACCCCUGUCACACCCACGGCCAAGUCCAAGCCUCCCAAGAAGACUAGAUCCAACGAUCCUAUACACUGGUACGGAAUCCUAGUGCCUCCAUCAUUACGCACUGCUCAAAAAUCCUUUACCGGUGGUAUUUCAAACGAGGUGCCAGCAUUGGCUGCGGUGGUGGUGGAGAUGCGCACUCUUGAGGACAAGAUCAACAAACUACGGGUCGAGCUUGGGGGCUAG
Messenger RNA from Penicillium verhagenii, 753 nucleotides. RefSeq lists its product as uncharacterized. NCBI's taxonomy places the organism in Eukaryota, Fungi, Ascomycota, Eurotiomycetes, Eurotiales, Aspergillaceae. Gene Ontology annotation, biological process: vacuolar proton-transporting V-type ATPase complex assembly. The coding region runs from base 1 to 753 and encodes 250 amino acids. The record is from RefSeq and is a predicted model, not a curated record. Gene Ontology annotation, cellular component: Vma12-Vma22 assembly complex; extrinsic component of endoplasmic reticulum membrane. The transcript has 3 exons.